AUGAAAGGUUUGAUUCUUGUCGGUGGUUACGGUACUCGUCUUAGACCUCUUACCCUUACUGUCCCAAAGCCUUUGGUCGAAUUCGGUAACCGUCCAAUGAUCCUCCAUCAAAUCGAGGCUCUUGCUAACGCUGGUGUCACCGAUAUCGUCCUCGCCGUUAACUACAGACCAGAAGUCAUGGUCUCCACCCUUCAAAAAUACGAAAAAGAAUACGGUGUCAAGAUCACCUUCUCUGUCGAAACCGAACCUUUGGGUACUGCUGGUCCAUUGAAGUUGGCCCAAGAAAUUUUGUGCAAGGACAAGUCUCCUUUCUUUGUCUUGAACUCCGACGUCAUUUGUGACUACCCAUUCCACGACCUCAUCAAGUUCCACGAAUCCCACGGUGGUAUGGGUACCAUCGUUGCUACCAAGGUUGAUGAACCUUCCAAAUACGGUGUUAUCGUUCAUGACAGAAACACUCCAAACUUGAUUGACCGUUUCGUUGAAAAGCCAGUCGAGUUUGUCGGUAACAGAAUUAAUGCUGGUCUUUACAUUAUGAACCCAGAAGUGAUCGACAUGAUUGAUUUGAAGCCAACCUCUAUUGAAAAGGAAAUCUUCCCACAAUUGGUUGAAAAAUCCCAAUUAUACUCCUUUGACCUCGAAGGUUUCUGGAUGGACGUUGGUCAACCAAAGGAUUUCCUUUCCGGUACCUGCUUGUACCUUACCUCUUUGACCAAGAAGGGCUCCAAGUUGUUGACUUCCCCAGAAGAAGAAUUCGUUCAAGGUGGUAACGUCAUGAUCGACCCAACCGCCAAGAUUGGUAAGGGUUGUAAGAUUGGUCCAAACGUCACCAUCGGUCCAAACGUCGUCGUUGGUGAUGGUGUCAGAAUCCAACGUUCUGUCAUCCUUGCUAACUCUAUUGUCAAGGACCACGCCUGGGUCAAGAGCACCAUUGUCGGCUGGAACUCCGAAGUUGGUAAGUGGGCUCGUCUUGAAGGUUGCACUGUUUUGGGUGAUGACGUCAAGGUCAAGGACGAAAUCUACGUCAACGGUGGUAAGGUCUUGCCUCACAAAACUAUUUCUGCUAAUGUUGAACAUGAAGCUAUUAUUAUGUGA
Messenger RNA from Saccharomycopsis crataegensis, 1095 nucleotides. Its product is annotated as mannose-1-phosphate guanyltransferase. Gene Ontology annotation, biological process: GDP-mannose biosynthetic process. The coding region runs from base 1 to 1095 and encodes 364 amino acids. Lineage: Eukaryota; Fungi; Ascomycota; Saccharomycetes; Ascoideales; Saccharomycopsidaceae. The record is from RefSeq and is a predicted model, not a curated record. The transcript has a single exon. Gene Ontology annotation, cellular component: cytoplasm. Gene Ontology annotation, molecular function: mannose-1-phosphate guanylyltransferase (GTP) activity; GTP binding.